Messenger RNA from Heterocephalus glaber (naked mole-rat), 555 nucleotides. RefSeq names its product ribosomal protein L27 (gene Rpl27). Gene Ontology annotation, molecular function: structural constituent of ribosome. Lineage: Eukaryota; Metazoa; Chordata; Mammalia; Rodentia; Bathyergidae. Gene Ontology annotation, biological process: translation. Gene Ontology annotation, cellular component: ribosome. The record is from RefSeq and is a predicted model, not a curated record.
GCUGAGGGGCGGGACCGGAAGUGACGCAAACCCGCGGUGUGAAAGGUUAGCGGAAGUACAUUUUCUUCCUUUCUGCUGUAGGUCCUGUUUGGUGCAGUGGAAAUGGGCAAGUUCAUGAAACCCGGCAAAGUGGUGCUGGUCCUGGCCGGACGCUACUCUGGACGCAAAGCCGUCAUCGUGAAGAACAUCGACGAUGGCACCUCCGACCGCCCCUACAGCCACGCGCUAGUGGCCGGAAUUGACCGCUAUCCCCGCAAAGUGACAGCCGCCAUGGGCAAGAAGAAAAUCGCCAAGAGGUCAAAGAUCAAGUCUUUCGUGAAGGUGUAUAACUACAAUCACCUCAUGCCCACAAGGUACUCUGUGGACAUCCCCUUGGACAAGACUGUGGUCAACAAGGACGUCUUCAGAGACCCGGCCCUGAAGCGCAAGGCCCGCCGGGAGGCCAAGGUCAAGUUCGAGGAGAGAUACAAGACAGGCAAGAACAAGUGGUUUUUCCAGAAGCUUCGGUUUUAGAUGUGUUUUGUUUCCAUCAUUAAAAAGUUUUUUUUAAAAAUG